Molecule: messenger RNA, 1845 nt
Organism: Camellia sinensis
Lineage: Eukaryota; Viridiplantae; Streptophyta; Magnoliopsida; Ericales; Theaceae
Source: RefSeq, a predicted model, not a curated record
UCCUACUCUUGUGACUCCAUCGCUUUCUUGACCCUUCACAUGUAAAUAUUCGUACAUAGUCUUGAAUAUUCCUCUUCAAUUUAGCCCAAAUAAUACUACACUAUAAUUAUAUAUACAUACAUAUAUAUAUAUAUAUAUAUAUAUAUGUGAAGGUGAUUGGAUUUACAGGCUAAGUUGGGUUUGAAUUGGAGAGUUCAACAUGGGUUUUCUGGGUUUUUCAUGGUGCUCUGCAAUUGCUGUAUUGGGUUUGUUGCUGAAUGCUGUAGUUUUCUGUAAUGGAGGAACCACAAGUGCUUUUGUGAGACCAGUUGAGAAAACUGUUGAUAUGCCUCUUGAAAGUGAUGUCUUCCUUGCGCCACAUGGCUAUAAUGCGCCUCAGCAGGUUCAUAUCACACAAGGAGAUCAUGUGGGCAAAGCUGUGAUAGUAUCAUGGGUCACCAUGGAGGAAGCUGGUUCAAGUACAGUCCUUUAUUGGAGUGAGAAUAGCAAAAACAAGAACAAGGCCAAGGGCACUGUAGGUAGAUAUAAAUUCUACAGCUAUACUUCUGGUCACAUCCAUCACUGCACCAUCAAGAACUUGGAGUUCGACACGAAAUAUUACUAUGAAGUAGGGAUUGGACACACGGCAAGAACUUUUUGGUUUACAACUCCUCCUGAGGUUGGCCCAGAUGUCCCAUAUACAUUUGGUCUCAUAGGGGAUCUUGGUCAGAGUUAUGAUUCAAAUAAGACUCUUACUCAUUAUGAAUCAAACCCAACAAAAGGGAAAACAGUGCUGUUUGUCGGGGACCUCAGCUAUGCUGAUACCUAUCCAAAUCAUGAUAAUGAAAGGUGGGAUACAUGGGGAAGGUUUGUUGAGAGAAGCACUGCAUAUCAACCUUGGAUAUGGACUGCAGGAAAUCAUGAGAUUGAUUUCGCCCCUGACCUUGGCGAAACAAAACCAUUUAAGCCUUUUACUCAUCGUUAUCAUGUCCCUUAUAAAGCAUCAAAUAGUGUUGCUCCCUUUUGGUACUCAAUCAAGAGAGCUUCGGCAUACAUCAUAGUCUUGUCUUCUUAUUCGGCAUAUGGCAAAUACACUCCUCAAUACCAAUGGCUUCUGGCAGAGCUACUAAAAGUAAACAGGAGUGAGACACCAUGGUUGAUUGUUCUUCUGCAUGCCCCAUGGUACAAUAGCUACAACUAUCAUUACAUGGAAGGAGAAACCAUGAGAGUGAUGUUUGAGCCAUGGUUUGUACAGCACAAAGUUGAUGUUGUGUUUGCUGGUCAUGUUCACGCCUAUGAGCGAUCGGAACGCGUAUCCAACAUUGCUUACAACGUUGUAAAUGGCAUCUGCUCUCCUGUAAAAGACCAAUCUGCCCCUGUAUACAUAACAAUUGGCGACGGUGGAAAUCUUGAAGGCCUAGCAACCAACAUGACAGAGCCACAGCCGAAGUACUCAGCUUUUCGUGAGGCGAGUUUUGGUCAUGCCAUUUUUGAUAUUAAGAACCGCACACAUGCUUAUUAUAGUUGGCACCGUAAUCAAGAUGGCAAUGCUGUGGAAGCUGAUUCUUUAUGGUUUUUCAACCGAAUUUGGCAUCAAGUUGAUGAUUCUACAAGCACCCAUUGAUGAUGACAGUAUCAAGCAUGCGAAAAACAAAAAAAAAAGAGCAAAAAAAGCCAAAGUGAUGUGAUAUAUUGUGUACUCUAUAAUAAGUUCUCCAUUCAUAGUCAAUAAAGAUUUCAAGCUUUUCUUUUGUUCUACACUUAAAUUGUAUCAUCUUUUUAUCUGCUAACUAGUGCUGUUGAUGCAUCUCCUCAUUUGCGACUGAAAAAGUGUGGUGAAUAAUAUGAAUUCGCUUGUUCUUUUGA